Messenger RNA from Solea senegalensis (Senegalese sole), 3959 nucleotides. RefSeq names its product frizzled class receptor 6 (gene fzd6). Gene Ontology annotation, molecular function: Wnt receptor activity; Wnt-protein binding. Gene Ontology annotation, cellular component: plasma membrane. Gene Ontology annotation, biological process: non-canonical Wnt signaling pathway; canonical Wnt signaling pathway. The transcript has 8 exons. The coding region runs from base 410 to 2512 and encodes 700 amino acids. NCBI's taxonomy places the organism in Eukaryota, Metazoa, Chordata, Actinopteri, Pleuronectiformes, Soleidae. The record is from RefSeq and is a predicted model, not a curated record.
GGAUCACAGCAGCAACAGUGGGCUGAAAACAUAGAGACGCUGCCGGAUCUUGUCGCAGGAAACACGCCAGAAAAGUCCCCACAGACUUGCCCCUAACCAGUAUCCAUGUAGUCAGCUGUUGCAUGAACUCCUGGGUGGUUUCAGGGGAUGUGGGAUUCCUGUCUGUCACCCAGAGGCACAUGCUGACAGGGGCCUGAUGGGAAAAUUUUACCUGCUGCAACACCCACCAGCUCCGCAGAGAUGUCACUUGAAGGAGUGAAAUGUAGAUAACUGCAGGAGCCAGAGGAAUUCAGCAUUUGGGCCAAGAUAUCCUCACACUGUGCCAAAAAAGAAAUCUGUUCUAGUUUCUAGUUUAAUUAAAACACAUACACACACACAUACACUCUCUCCCUCCCAAUCAGUUGCAACAAUGCCGAUGCCAGGUCCACUGUGGGUGUGCCUGGCACUGAUAUGGGUGGGAAACGGCCAUGCUCACAGCUUGUUUACCUGCGAGCCAAUCCGAGUGCACCGGUGUUUGGGGAUGCCCUACAACAUGACCUUCUUUCCCAACAUGAUGGAGCACUAUGAUCAGGAUAUUGCAGCCAGUUACAUGGAGCCGUUCAUGCCCCUGACAAAGUUGGGCUGCUCUGCAGACGUGCACCACUUCCUUUGUCAAGCCUUUGUCCCUGCAUGCACUGAGGACAAUAAGGUGAUCCGUCCUUGCCGGGAGCAGUGUGAGGCAGUUCUGUCAGGCUGCGAGGAGAAUAUUCGGAUCUUUGGUAUCACGUGGCCCCCUGAGCUACAGUGCAACAAAUUAGACCUAUGUAGCUCCACUGAAGGUUCAGCUCCUCCUGCAACCACGCCAGCAAUCUCUUCCUCAUCAUCUGUGAGGGACCUUGGUUUCUGGUGCCCUCUGCAGUUGAAGACCAAAGCAGGCCAUGGGUCAUCAUUCCUGGGUGCUCAGGACUGUGCUCCACCUUGUUCCAACAUGUACUUUAAGCCCCAUGACAUCGAGUUUGCCAAGAGCUUUAUCGGGGUGUGCUCCAUCAUCUGCCUGGGUUGCACUCUGUUCACUUUCCUUACAUUCCUCAUUGAUGUCAAACGUUUCCGCUACCCUGAGCGACCCAUAAUCUUCUACGCCGUCUGCUACAGCCUUGUCUCCCUCAUAUACUUCAUCGGCUUCUUGCUGGGGAACAAAGCCGCCUGUAGCAAGGCGGCACAACCUUCCGGUGUGGAUACGGUUGUGCUCGGCUCUCAAAGCAAAGGGUGCACCUUGCUUUUCAUGCUCCUCUACUUCUUCUCCAUUGCUGGUAUUGUCUGGUGGGUCAUCCUCACCAUCACCUGGUUCCUGGCAGCUGGACCCAAAUGGAGUUGUGAGGCCAUAGAGAAAAAAGCAGUGUGGUUUCACUCUGCUGCCUGGGGAAUCCCCGGGGCGCUGACUGUCAUGCUGCUUGCUCUGAACAAAGUUGAAGGGGACAACAUCAGUGGCGUCUGUUUCGUGGGACUUUAUGAUUUGGACGCGCUGCGCUACUUUGUUCUGGCUCCGCUGUGUGUCGGCGUCGUCGUUGGCCUCUUCCUCAUCCUGGCGGGCAUAGUUUCUCUCAAUCACGUGCGACAGGUCAUCCAGCAUGAUGAGCGUAACCAGGAGAAGCUGAAGAAGUUCAUGAUCCGCAUCGGUGUGUUCAGCUGCCUCUAUCUGGUCCCGCUGGUCACACUGUUAGCCUGCUACACCUAUGAACAGAGUCACCGCAGCGCCUGGGAGACUACGUGGAUCAACGACCACUGUCAGGAAUACAGCAUCCCCUGUUCCUACAAGACAACAGUGCCGGAUCAUCCUGACCUCUCUCUGUUUUUGGUGAAAUACUUGAUGACACUGGUGGUUGGAAUAUCUGCAGUGUUCUGGGUCAGCAGCAAAAAGACAUGCUCUGAGUGGGCCUACUUCUUCAAUAGGACUCGCAAGAGAGAUCCCAUCAGUGAGAGCCGCCGUGUGCUUCAGGAGUCCUGUGAGUUCUUCCUCAAGCACAACAGCCGUGUACAGCACAAGAAGAAGCACUACAAGCCCGGCUCCCACAAGCUCAAGGUCAUUUCCAAGUCCAUGGGCACGAGCACAGGUGCUGCUCCCACCAAUGCCUCCACUGGCACCCACACAGCCAACCAAGGAACCUCAGCACUGGGAAACCAUGAUCCCCAUAUACAAGCUUCUCUGUCUGAGACCUCAGCUAGGGAGCACAUGGACAGAGGCGUCUCAAGCCGAAGCUCCAGAAGAGGAGAGAGGGACCGAGAGAGGGAGAGGGGGGAGAGACGCAGCAAAGGUGGGACCUCAAGUAAGGUCAGCACCCAUUCAGACAACAUACACCCAGAUGGGAGAUUGAGUCCAAGGAGCGAACUGUCAGAGGUCAGGCACCUUUCAACCGCUCCGCAGCAUCCAGCCGUAAACCUGUCCCAGAGCACCAGCAUCAUCCCAGACUCCACCCACCAGCUGGUGCAGCAGGUUCCUGAGGAGAGCAAGGUCACAAAGGACUUGAGCAGCUGAGAUCUCUGACCCCAUUCAACAUCUCUGAUACCACAGAGAAACCAGUCACCACCUGAUGCUGAUGGUCACAUGCGUCACGCUGUUAUCAUAUACGCUGAAUAAUAGUCAGUGAAUGUUUGUUGGCAACAUAAUAUUUCAUGCCUUGAGUAUUUCAAACACGGUUUGUUGGACCAGAAUCUGAGAGAUUCUUUUGUGAUUUGGGUCUUUGAGCUUUACUGAGUUUUUUUUUUUUUAGCUUUGUACCUGAAUGUUGCAGAAGCACAGCUUUAUUCCAACUAUACAACCACUGGUUUAAUUCAUUAGUUUGCAUACUAUACGUCUUCUGUUCUGUAGAUUAGUAGCUCAGAAGCCUGCUGGUAAACCUAAGCGAUAUUUAUGUAAAUAUGGUUUUAGAAAGUCUUUGACUGGAUUAGUCGUUACACUGAACAUUUUUUAGAUGAUCCUGAUGUUACCGAACAUUCAGAAUGAGCUGAGUCUGUCUGUGGUGAACUAUUAUUGAAUGUCUUAUUAUUCUUACUGGUGAUUUGUCUUGAAACCUCAUCCUUUUACACAGAAUGCAACCGUUUUUCCCUCAUUCGAAAGGAGGCAUAUUUUUUUUAAACAAGUAUUUCAGCUUUAUAGUUAUAUCCUUUUUUUUAAAGAAUGUAUCUACUGUUUGAGUGGAACUGACAGAUGUUGUACAUGUGUCCUGUUUUAUUGUUAUAGGUGGAAACAAAUCAAACCACUAAUUAUAAAGUUUGAUUAAACCUCACGAAGAAAAGAGGAUUUGGCUAUUGUUCAGGGGUUAUUUAUAGCACAUGGUCAUAGACCAGAUAUCACUUUUUUUAAAAGAAUUCCUCAUACACCUGUGGUUUAUUAAAAACAUAUGUCAGGCUGUAGUAUUUACUCUGUACAAGGGGCGGAAUCUUUCUAUACUUAUACCUUUUUGUUUUACGUUGGCGUUAUAUGACCAGUUCCAGUCACACUAAUUAAAAGGGAAUCAUUGUCAGUCUGUUUCUACUAUGUAUUUUUAUGUUGUAGCAUGUGGACUGGGCUUUUGCUUUUGAUGUAGUUUAGUAAGUACCAGGGGUUAUCAAAGUCUGAGAAGGUUCCUUCUCACUCCAUCUGUUUUCCUUCUCUUUCUGGACACUUAUGAUUAGGUUAUUUGAUGCCAUAGACUCUGAGUUAGUGUCACUGAAUGAGUUGACCAUUGACCAAACACUAAAAAACCCCACUGUACGUGAAGGCAUUCCUGACAACCAUAUGUAUCUCUGAGCCAUUUCUCGAACUACAUUUGGUAACAAAUGUAUAUUUCAUCUCACUUACACUCACUGAGCCUCCUUUUGAAAUUGCUAGGAAACCACCUCCCACUUUGAAAACCUCUGCUCUAUGAACGGUCAACUUUUAUAUCUAUAGUAUUUCAUUUUGAUAAAUAAAAACAAAUAAAACACAUUUGGUAAAUACGUCA